CGGAAAGCUCAACUGAAUUUCGCCAAUUCGUGUCACUUUUGAUGUCAAUCUGUCAAGAAAGAGGGAGUUUGCUUUGAGCAAUCUUCUUUGUUUUACUCGAUGUUUAUGAUACAUAGUUUUUGGAAGUAGGAGACAUGCGUAGACUACAAAUGUUUUAUUGCAGAUAUCUCAGAAAUUCUGAGGUUGGACGAGAAAUACUAGGGGGAGAUGACAACACAGGAUGAUGAAGUAGUGAAUAUUUAUGGAAUGAGGUGAUUGAAAUGUGUAUCAUAUAUACCCAACCGUCAUCUACUCCGGCGCACUUUGUUAGAUGGUUUAGAAGUAGUUUGAAGUGCAGUUAGAGAUGGCCAAACGAAGAUGUGGAAUUAGCCCAUGACAUCAUUGGCUGUUGGACUGAACUGUGUUGAUAGAUACAGACCACGUUGAUAGAUUCCACUUAAAAAUCGCAAUGAGUGAUUGUAGAUGUUGAGUAACAAUGGUCAGAAUCAGUUGUAGUGUCAGAUGUAUUCAUUCUUUAUCUUCCUUUAGGUCUUGAAUUCCGAUGUUCCUUCAUUUCGAACCAUCAUCUCAAUCCUCUGACUCUCUUGCUGUCAUUGAUACUGCUAUUAUUUCGACUUUUCUCCUCGUCUUGAUAAUUUUACCUCGCUGCCCAGCUGUGGUUUGACAACUUUUGGUGAUUCUCAUGUGUCAUUCUACGAUGGAUAUAACUAAUUGUAAACAUCUAUUGUCUUAAUUUAUAGUAUGGGAAUUUUUCUGUACAACAGAUUGGUUGAACUUAACUUUAGCAUGAAACAUAAACGUUAUCUAAACUCCACUUUGGGAUCCCAUAAUGCUUGUGGCAUUAGAGACUCUUUGAUAAACGCAAUGUCGAAGAUCAAUUAUCUUGUUGUCACCUUUUCCUCUGAUCUCUCUUGGUCUUGUCACGCUUUAUUGUUAUCGAAGAAAGUUUCCCGUCUGACUUACUACAUAAAGAGACUGCAUGCUCUUGGGGUUACUCGUGAUUUAAUCUUACAAUUCGUCAAUUCUUGCAUAUUACCUAUUAUUCCUUACUGUUCUCCAUCAUUUUUUCCCAGACUUUUGAUAAAAGACUUUGCUGUAUUGCGGAGAGUGCUGAAGGCAGUUAACAAGGUGUGUGGUGAAUCUUUCGAGUUCAUACUUAAUAUGGUUGUGGAUAGACAUCUCAAAUCAGGCAAACUCCUGACAGGUGUUAUCUUAUCAGAUACUAACCAUCCCCUUCACUCAUAUCUUUCUCCUUGUAUAUGUUCUGAUAGAACAAGACGUAAUUACAUUAAAAUCCAUGCACGCAAGCAAAAGUAUAAAAGUUCUAUAAUACCUUACCCAGCAAAUAUACUCUGUGACGAACAGAUUGUUAAAGUUAACCUAGUCAAUAACCUGCAUUCUUAAAAUGUCUCGAAUUUUGAAAGUUGUACAGUUUUUCAGAUUUUUUUCUAACCUUUUUUCCUUCCUUUUUUGUCUGUUUUUGUUUUUUUGUAAAAGAAACUUGUUGAAAUACCUUGUGCUGAGAAUUCUAUAUUGUACCAAAAUAUAUUAUUGAAUAAAGCCAUUAAUAA
This is a messenger RNA of Schistosoma guineensis, 1571 nucleotides long. Lineage: Eukaryota; Metazoa; Platyhelminthes; Trematoda; Strigeidida; Schistosomatidae. The record is from the annotation of a GenBank genome assembly.